Triplophysa rosa is the source of this 1917-nucleotide messenger RNA. RefSeq names its product protein spire homolog 2-like. The transcript is spliced from 11 exons. NCBI's taxonomy places the organism in Eukaryota, Metazoa, Chordata, Actinopteri, Cypriniformes, Nemacheilidae. Gene Ontology annotation, cellular component: cell cortex; cytoplasmic vesicle membrane. Gene Ontology annotation, molecular function: actin binding. Gene Ontology annotation, biological process: cleavage furrow formation; intracellular transport; establishment of meiotic spindle localization. The record is from RefSeq and is a predicted model, not a curated record. The annotation marks the transcript as partial.
GCUCGGUUGUGGGUUCAGCUGAUGAAGGAGUUGAGACAGGGUGUGAAGCUGAAGAAGGUGGAGGAACAGCCAUUUAACCCUCUGCCCACAGAGUUCAGCCUAACGCCCUUUGAGAUGCUUAUGCAAGACAUUCGCUCGUGCAAAUAUAAACUACGCAAAGUUGUGGUAGAUAUAAAUAUUCCCACAUGUGUGAAACAAAAUGCUCAUGAGUUGAUAUUGGACUUCAUCAGAUCAAGACCCCCUCUUAAACCAGUUUCUGAGCGCAGCUUGCCUCCUCCUCCACAGCAGCAGCAUUCACUCCAUGAACAGGUUUUGGCUGAGAUUAGACAAGAUCAUAAACUGAGACCUGUGGAGCCACCCACUCCCAAGAGAUCGUUUGGCUCUUUACCAUGUCUGGCACAAACCUGCCAGUGUGACAUCAAAUCCACGUCCUGCAUUGACCUAUCAGUCACUGAAGCAGGGUGCCGCCCACAAUCUCGUAUACGUGUGCUCCUAAAAGCUCCAACACUGGCAGAAAUGGAGGAGAUGAAUAUAUUUGAGGAUGAGGACUCUCCAGAUGUUGACAUCAGGCGAGUGGAGAGCUCCCCUACACCUCUGAAGCGAGAUCGCUCCUUCUCAGAACAUGACCUGGAUGAGCUGCGAGGGGAAGUGACAUCAUCGUUCUCAGAAACACCUGAGCUUACAGGUGUUGGUCCCCUUAGAGGAGAGAGACCCCGAUCACACACGCUGACAGGGGUUGGACCACCACACAUGUACCAUGCCUCAUUCCCUGUGUUUGACAGAAUGCCCCCAUCCACCUGUCAGUCUUUCAGCUCAGAAGACAGAAGCCAUGAUGAAAAUGUCUCAACAUCUCGUGAUAUGUCCAGACAUCAGUGGAUGGAGGAGUUCAGUCAUCCAGUGGACAGUUUGGCCUUAACGGUGGAUGAGGUUAUCAAUGUGCGCCGGAUACUUGUCAAAGCUGAGAUGGAGAAAUACAUGCAGAACAAAGAUCUUUAUACUAAUCUGAAGAAGGGAAAGAUAUGCUGCUGUUGUCGAGUUAAAUUUCCACUGUUUUCCUGGCCAUCUACGUGCCUCCUCUGUAAAAGGUCUGUGUGUAGCUCUUGUAGUGCAAAGAUGAAGAUUCCCUACAAAAAGCUGGCACACAUUCCAGUGUACACGGUGGGGUUUCAUAGCAACGUGAAGAGUCACAAGAGUGAUGUCUACAAGUCUCUUCAUUUUCUGUGCAGACACUCAGUAGAAGAGGAGUUUCCUCACAUGUACUCCGCAGGCUGCAAUCUGAGGGAUGUGUGUUCUGACUGCACAAAGUUUGUGGCCGAUGUCAUUUCCUCCAGUCGCAGGAGCCUGGACAUCAUCAACAACACACCAAAACACACCAAAACACCAGACAACACAUCACAACAGCACGUUUCCAAUAUGAUGAACAAAUGAAUGUAUUAACUGAAUUGUGUGAUUGUAAAGGCUUACGCUAGUCAUUUUGGCAGGAAGACCUCACAAUCCCCCCACAAGAUGUACAAUCAUUCAACAAACUUUCUCUUUUAAUGAAAUAUUAGUUACGAUGGAGCAUAUCAACAUGCCCCUCUACUAUACACAUGUAACCAAAACAUCCAUUGGCUAAUGGAGAAAUUGCAUAAAAAAGUAAAGACAAUCUUGUUGAUUUUACUUUAAAUUUGACCUAAACUGUCUAAACCGUCAUAUCUAAUAUUCAUUGUAUUUUCAAGCCUUGGGAUUCAGAUGGACAUAUUUAGCUUAAUGUGAUGUUAUCACUGAGUUUGGCUGAUUUAGGAAAGUGGGGGCCAGAAAUGAGCAGAUAGGAUUCUAAUAUUUUUUUCUCAAUAUUAAAGCUUCUGAUCCACAGCUCAUGUCUGAUUCACUUUUAUUUUGUAAGGACUGCAAGCUUGUAAUAAAACACAUAUCAAU